Phanerochaete carnosa HHB-10118-sp is the source of this 588-nucleotide messenger RNA. RefSeq lists its product as uncharacterized. The annotation marks the transcript as partial. The record is from RefSeq and is a predicted model, not a curated record. The transcript has 2 exons. Lineage: Eukaryota; Fungi; Basidiomycota; Agaricomycetes; Polyporales; Phanerochaetaceae. Gene Ontology annotation, molecular function: bis(5'-nucleosyl)-tetraphosphatase (asymmetrical) activity. Gene Ontology annotation, biological process: ATP biosynthetic process; AMP biosynthetic process.
CGGUUGUCCUCGUACUCCUCGCCUGGUGUCCCCGACGGCGUGUACGAUGCGCAAGACUUCAUGCUGGGAGCGGGCAUGGUCAUUUUCCAGCCAGCCACUGCGAAGGUCGUCGUCGUCUAUGACAGUGCGAUGAAGUACUGGUUCCUACCGAAAGGACGCAAAGACGUAAACGAGACCCUAGAGGAGGCCGUGUUGCGCGAGGCAUAUGAGGAGUCCGGCUAUCGUGCGCAGUUCCUUCCUUUAUACAUCCCUACGAACGCCCCCACCCCCGCCGAACAACGCCAGCACUACCCAGUGCCGAACACCGAGCCCUUCUUCAUGUCGAUCCACCGCUGGUACGGUCGUAGGAGCCCACAAGAGCCCGGCUCCCUCGGCGGCGAGUACUUCGUAUCCUGGUAUAUCGGGCAAAUACCCGAGGACGCGAUCUGGGAGGCGAACACGGGCAUGGCCGACGAGAAGGGCUACCGCGCGUACCUGCUCACGCGGGAAGAGGCACGACAGAAGCUCCGGGGCACCCUUGCGGAAAGGCUCGUAGAGAGAGCAUAUCAGCUGCUAGAGGGGUCGAUAAGGAUUCAAGAGAAGUUCAGG